Molecule: messenger RNA, 3240 nt
Organism: Brassica napus (rape)
Lineage: Eukaryota; Viridiplantae; Streptophyta; Magnoliopsida; Brassicales; Brassicaceae
Exons: 2
Coding region: 2442-3008 (188 amino acids)
Source: RefSeq, a predicted model, not a curated record
GAGCUUCUUCAAGCUUCUGAUGAUGAUCAGGCUUCUAUCUAUAAGAAAGCUGUUAAUGCAAUUUAUAUUGCGUCCGUGUUUUUUAAGCAUUUGAUUGAGAAUGGAAAAAGUGACAGCCUUGAGGAGUUGCAUCUAUCUCUAUACGAGAGUAUGCCAGUUCCUCAUGGCUUUGUAAUGGGUAUUGAUUCUCUCAAAUAGCUCUUGGUAACUUUAGCCUAGCUUGAGUUGACUUAUUGAGAGUGUAUUAUUGGCAGACCAAAUGAGUAAGCCAGUUCCUCAUGGCUAUGUGUUGUAUGUAUUUGGCAUUUAACUUACUGCUGUUUUGACACUUUUCUUAUGAUGAUAUGUUCUGUUUCUUCGGUUCUUCUUAUAGGUUAUACCAUUUGACAAUAAGGGACAGCUCAAGGAAGCUUUUAAUAUCAGGUACUGUUUUAUUAAGUUAGCAUAUUGCAUUCUAUCGUCACUUUGUGUAUCUGCUAGUGAUCAUUUGUUUCCAACCGUCAGAUUAUUUCGCAAAUCAUUAUCAAGUUGUCUUGUGCUGCUGCCCAAGGUGAGAACACGAUUGUGUAAUGUCUUGUAGGUUACUGUGUCACGGACGGAUAAUCACGCUUGUGUAAUGUCUUGUAGGUUGCUGUGUCACGGACUGAUAAUCAUGCUUAUGUCACAGACAAGAAUACUUUGUACUAGUGUCUUCUCACGGGCCACUCUCAGUCACGAGCAUUGAGAGCUUUUUAUCUCACUUUGUACUUCUUAUUUCUUGUACUCUUGUGUAUUAUGUGAAUUGUAUUCUCGUAUGUUAUGAAUCACAGACUUGUAAAGAAUCUUUAGUACUCAACUUGUAAAGAAUCAAACAUGCUUGUGUGUAUAUAAUCACAACACUCUUGCGAUCUCUAUUUAUUCACAACAACAAAGUCAUAUUCUCUCUUUAAUCACAAAACUCUUGCUUUCUCUAUUUAUUGACAACAACAAAGUCAUCUUCUCUCCUUAAUCACAACACUCUUGGUUCUAGAAUUUUUUUUCACAACAACAAAGUCAUCUUCUCUCUUUAAUCACAACACUCUUGGUUCUAUAUAUAUGCCGUAAAUUUGGACAUGAUGAAGACAACAACUAAGCUCGGAUGCAUCAACAACUGAAAAAUAAUUUGGUUGAACAUAUAUGGCGUAAAUUUGGACGUGAUAAAAUCAACUACCGAGCUCAGAUGUUUUUCCAAAUUAUUCUCGAUUAUUGUACUAGUCUUUAUUUUUAUGUUUUUUUAAAAAAAUCUAUUUAAGAUUUUAAAUGUUAUCUUUUAAUAUGUUUUAUUUAAUAAAUAAAUUUUAUAUUAAAAAAAAAAAAAUAUUUUUUAAGAACCCCUAAUUAAGAAACUCCCAUUGGACCGCUCAAAAUGGGAGUUUCUUAACUCCACUUAAGUACAUUUAAAGUAUUAAAUAAUCAUUAAGAAACCCACUUAAGAAUCAUGGGAUAAUCAUGCUCUUAGCUUGUAGGUUUGCGCUUUAGAUCGAAUAGUACUCUGAUGGCCGAGCUAAAAUGAUGAUCUCUUUUCGUACGAGUUUAUGCAUUAUAUAUAUGAUAUAUAUAACUAGUUUCCUUCAGGACUAUCAUAUAGUAUGCCAUUAUAAAAUUUUAAUUUAGACAACUUUAUUCUGAUCCAUCUUUAUAUAGCUGUACAAUAAUGUUUGAAUUGUUUUAUGUAUAAAUUGUUAUUGUUUUCUUGUUGCAUGAAUUAAUUAGUUUGAGGGCAUGGACUCAAUCGGUUUUCUUAACGUUUUAAAAUAGUAACUUGUUUUCUAAACGAGUUCAUUCGAACCUGAAAAAAACAAGGGUGCAACCGUGCAAGUGGUGAUGAGGACUGGUGGCGAUUACACAUUAAACAAGAGGAAAAUAUAGCAUGAUUAUGCAUUUCUUCAGCUAGCAAUCAACCAAAACAACCAAGAUCAAAGGUUCAUCCGUCAACACAAAUAUUGAUACUAUUUAAGAUAUCUCUAUAUAUAUAAUAUAUGAAUAUCUGAAGAUUUUAAGAUAAAAACUAGAAAACUAUUGAUACUAUUUAAGAUAUAGAAUAUAUGAAUACAGUGAUGGGCGAUAUAUCCUCCACCUAGUAUUGUUGCAUGCGUAGGACAUGCACAAUCGUAAGUAGAAAAAGAGAGCCAUGCAAUACUCUAAAUAGUUUCUAAAAACAACAUCACAGAUCUUAUAUUAUUCAUUUUUGAGGUCCAAGUUAACUCAACCAUUUGUUGUUAUAUGUUGCUUAUAUUGUUUUAUAUUAUGAGGGCCAGCGAACCCGAUGAGGAAUAAGUAUUUGGCUGUGCGCAUCUUUCUUGAAAACAAAGCAUCUUCCUUCUCGAUUCUCAGCAUCUACGAAAUAUUCAUACUUCCACUUGACAAGAUCCAACGGCUUAGCGUUCCUCUCUCUUCAUCCGACGGUCCAGGCAAAAAAAAAAAUGGCCACUUUGGUUUCUCCAUUAGAAGCGUUGGCUUUCGAAUACGUUAGCUUCGGUGUUCUCGCCGUCAUCAACAAUGUGUGGACAUGGAUCGCUGUCGUGACGGCAGCUGUCAGUUUCUGGAGGAUAAGAGUCACCACCAUUGGAGACGACGGCCGUCGUCAUGGAUGUGGAUUGUUAGAGGAACAAACCGCCUCGAAAACUGAACAAGAACGACAAGGAGUAGCUGGUCCGGUUAAAGAAACGGCGGAGGCUCGAGUGGAGGAAGCGUUAGUUAUGAAAACGGAGGUUUGGGAGACGUUAAUGUGCGAUGACGGAGUGACAAAAGGGAAGAUGACUAUGUACUACGAGGUAAACGUUGACGGAGGGAGGGAUGUUGACGAAGACGGAGAGUUAACGUCCGCUGUUAACUAUGGAGGUGGUUCAGGUGAUUGUGGAGAGUGGUGGGAGAGAUGGGAAGGAGUGGUGAAGAUGAGAAAUGGUGAUGAAAAUUGGUACCGUUACGUGGACUUGAUGGUGAUAAACGGAAGUGUCGUAAGAUUAUGGGAUGACAAAAGGAGCCUGUAACGGCGGAAGGUGUUUACUGCAUGAUUAGAUACUUCAAACCUUGUUGGUUUAAAGUAUAUUAUUUUUGGUCGAUUAUUUUUGCAAUUUGUAGAUAAUUUCUCCUGAACAAGACCAGGAGCUUUUGAAUUAGAAUAAAUCAGUAUCAACUGUUUGUUGCUUCCGAAACGUUGUUCAUGGAACUUUGGGACACAAGUAUGGUUAAUUACGCUUGUUAAGCCCACCUAAACUUGAC